UUGCGGCGCUUUCCGCGGGGGAACUGUGUAAUGAGUGGGGAAACUUAAAAGUUGGAGACUGCAGACCCGGCAUGGGCAGCAAGAAACUAAAACGAGUGGGUUUAUCAGAAGAGCUGUGUGACCGUCUGAGUAGACAUCAGAUUCUUACCUGUCAGGACUUUCUAUGUCUUUCCCCACUGGAGCUUAUGAAGGUAACUGGUCUGAGUUACCGAGGUGUCUAUGAACUUCUAUGUAUGGUCAGCAAGGCCUGUGCCCCAAAGAUGCAAACGGCUUAUGGAAUAAAAGCACAAAGGUCUGCUGAUUUCUCACCAGCAUUCUUAUCUACUACACUUUCUGCUUUGGAUGAAGCCUUGCAUGGUGGUGUGGCUUGUGGAUCCCUCACAGAGAUAACAGGUCCACCAGGUUGUGGAAAAACUCAGUUUUGUAUAAUGAUGAGUAUUUUAGCUACAUUACCCACCAACAUGGGAGGAUUAGAAGGAGCUGUGGUGUACAUUGAUACAGAGUCAGCAUUUAGUGCUGAAAGACUGGUUGAGAUAGCAGAAUCCCGUUUUCCCAGAUAUUUUAACACUGAAGAAAAAUUACUUUUGACAAGUAGUAAAGUUCAUCUUUAUCGGGAGCUCACCUGUGAUGAAGUUCUACAAAGGAUUGAAUCUUUGGAAGAAGAAAUUAUCUCAAAAGGAAUUAAACUUGUGAUUAUUGACUCUGUUGCUUCUGUGGUCAGAAAGGAGUUUGAUACACAACUUCCAGGCAAUCUCAAAGAAAGAAACAAAUUCUUGGCAAGAGAAGCAUCUUCCUUGAAGUAUUUGGCUGAGGAGUUUUCAAUCCCAGUUAUCUUGACGAAUCAGAUUACAACCCAUCUGAGUGGAGCCCUGGCUUCUCAGGCAGACCUGGUGUCUCCAGCUGAUGAUUUGUCCCUGUCUGAAGGCACUUCUGGAUCCAGCUGUGUGACAGCUGCACUAGGAAAUACCUGGAGUCACUGUGUGAAUACCCGGCUGAUCCUCCAGUACCUUGAUUCAGAGAGAAGACAGAUUCUCAUUGCCAAGUCCCCACUGGCUCCCUUCACCUCAUUUGUCUACACCAUCAAGGAGGAAGGCCUGGUUCUUCAAGAGACAACAUCUUGCUCUAUCACCCAAGCUGAACUGGCUGGACUCCUGGGCUCCAGCAAUCCCCCCACCUCAGCUUUCGGAGCAGCUAGGACUCCAGGUGUGCCACCAUGCCCAGCUAAUUUUUAAAUUUUUUGUAGAGGUGGGGUCUCAUGACUUUGCCCAGGCUGAUCUCAAACUCCUGGCCUCAAGCAAUCCACCCACCUCAGCCUCCCAAAGCACUCGGGUCACAGGCAUAAGAUUCUGGCAGUCCAAUGAGAAUGUUGUCCUUAGCAGUCUCAUCCAGUGACUGCUGGAGAUGUGUAUACGGCUACAAGAAUGAGAAAGGGGGCAAUGAAGUGACAGAUGACCUGCUCAGAUGCCCCUCCCCAGACCAGAUGUCCCAGGCACAGGGCCCGUGCCCCUCCACGGUGGAGUACAUUUUCUCCCUGGCUUGCUGCUGGGCUAAAGGACCAGGGAUGCCGAAACAGGAGGUGAACUAAGGCACCCCCCAACACACCCUCUGUAGCAGCUUGAGUUUCUUGAGGCUGAGACAAACUAGGACCCAGCAGCCUAGAUUUUGCCCCCGUUUCUCCGCUGAGUACUUGCUCAGCGCAUCUGAGCCGAUGCCUUCCCCUUUGCCUAGACGAACCACAGCGUUUCGGUAAACACCUCAGUAUACUAGGAGCGCUGGGACUUUUAUUCUCUUCCCCUCCCAAUCAUCUGCUCCAAUGGAGCAGAACAUUUACAUGGAAAAUCCUGAACAUGGAAGAUGAUUUUAAAAUGAUUCACCCUAGAAGACAUGUUUCCAGUUGCUUCUACAGGUUUACCAUGCUAAAGACGUUUCGCUUCCUUUGCUGUUACAAUAAGCUUGCCUCUCUUGUAGAAAAGAUGGCCAGGGCCAAAGGGAAAUCAGUCAAGGGAGCCUGUUUUGUCUGAAAUGAGGCAUCAAUGAAUAAAUGAAUUGAGUAUAACUGUCUUUUUACAACAGUGUUUCUGCGGAAUUAAAGGAACAUCCAAAGCCACUCCUGGCUCGAAUAGAUUAAAUUUGUCCUUGUGUUCAGAGCAAGGCUUGUGAAGUUUAUCUGGCCCAUCAAAUGGCCAAUGACUAUUAAGGAAGGACUAAGUGACUUAUGACCAGAACAAGGGAGCAGGCUGAGUCAGUCUCCCCAGUGUCUGCAUCGUGCUAUUUAUAGUAGCAAAAAUGGACACGACCUAAAUGUUCAACCAUAUGGUAUUAGUUAAAUUAACAUCUAUAUGAUGGAAUACUAGGUAGUGAUUAAAAUUAUGUGUCAGGAGAAGGUUUAGUCUCAUGGGAAAAUGAUCACACCACAUCAUUAAAGAGAAAAAACAGAUUAUAAAGCAAUAUGCAUACAAUGUAGCAGUUCUGUAAGAAAAAAAGUAUUAUGUACAUUUUAACUGGAAAAAUAUGUAUCAAAAUGUCAACAGUG
This is a messenger RNA of Saimiri boliviensis boliviensis (Bolivian squirrel monkey), 2533 nucleotides long. Lineage: Eukaryota; Metazoa; Chordata; Mammalia; Primates; Cebidae. The record is from RefSeq and is a predicted model, not a curated record.